AAUAUGGCCACCGUCUUGCGCAAAUUCCCAUCCUCAUCCCUCGACCCAUGACGACGUCGAUUCGUUGAAACCUUGAUUCAGAAAGUUGUCAAAGGAGAGGAAUCAUGUAUAGACGAGAGGAAAGGCAUUCCAAUGGCUACAGCUCCUCAGAUAAUGGGAGUGUUAGCAGCCAGGAUGAAGGCCCCAUAUAUCUAUUGGAGCAUCUGGCCACUUUUGCAGUCUCAGCUGAAACUGGUGUCGUAUACCCAGCUGAUGGGAUGCGACGGCUUCUCCAGAUGGAGAAAACCUCUGGGAUUUGGACCCAAAAGAUGCGUAUGCGCAUUGAGAAGAAAUGGGUUGUCAUAUUGGACAAUGAGAAUGGGGAUGUUGUGGAACGCUUCCCAAUGCCCUUGAUCCGUGAACCAACUGCGUUUACUAGCCAGGAUCCAAAGGAGCUGUACAACAACAUCUUCAUCUUCAUUGUCACUGAAGAUGUUGCAUCCCAUAAUCCAUCUGAAAUGCACAUCUUCCAGUGUGUGAACAUGUCUGCCCAGGAGGUAGUGGAGGAUGUGAAGUUGUUCCUAGCAGGGAAAGGAGGUCACCUGAGAGGAGGGAAAUACCGACGUCGGUCACCUGCCACAGCAGCACCUGAACAUCCCAUCAAUGGCCUCAGUGUCAGAGAACAGGUCUCUAUCUUCAAUUCCAGUGCUGCCAAUGGCCAGCAUCGUCGAAUCUCUCAAGAUUCCGAGAGCCAGCUUCGUCCAGAGGGACCAGGUGACGUGAGGCCCGGUCCAGGUUACGUGAGAGACAUGGGGACUGGUGGGGCAGGUGGGGCGGACAUGCGUGCCAAUUACAGGGACCUGGGCUCAGCAGAUGAGACAAGUUCCUCGUCCAGUGAGAAGUGCGAGAGGGACGUCAUCGUCCUCAACCGUUGCUUUGAUGACAUUGAGCGGUUCGUCGCCCGACUUCAAUACACGGCUGCUGCCCGCAAGGAGCUGGAAAGAAGACGCAACAACAGAAAGUCAAAGAAGAAGGACCUGGGAGACGGGAUGCUGUCUAUGCGAGCCAAACCCCCUCCUGAUCGUGACUUCGUCGACCUCUUCCAGAAGUUCAAACUCUGCUUCAACCUUCUGGCGAAAUUGCGAGACCACAUCCAUGACCCGAAUGCCCCAGAAUUGGUACAUUUUGUCUUCACUCCCCUGGCUUUGAUUGUAAAUGCCUCAAGGACCUACUUCUACCCGAUGGACCUGGCUGCUUCUGUGGUCGCUCCGCUCCUCACACGCGAUGCCAUUGAGCUCCUUCAUAACUGCCUCACGUCCAAGGAGAACGAGUUGUGGCAGUCUCUCGGUGACGCAUGGCUCAUCCCAAGGAGUCAAUGGAAGGGAGCAGUGGAGAACUACCAGCCAAGAUUUGAUGAUGGCUGGUCUCCAGGUUUCCCUGUGGGUCGAGAUAGGGAAGAAGAAAUUGGAGCCCAAGCUGCACAAGAGGCAAAGAAACGGCAGCUGGCUGCCAUGAAAGCUGAAGAGGAGGCUCAGGCUCACCUCAGGAACAAGAGGUACUCUCGGACUGGACCUCAACGUACAGCUUAUGACAACAUGGGAUACCUAUCUCAUGAAGAGAUGCAACAGAGUCGAUUCAGGGAAAGAUCACCAACACCACAAUCAGACAUGAGGGAUGGACUUGUGGGUGGAGAUUUCUCAACUGCUCGCAGUGACAUCUCGGCUGAUUCUAUUGAGAGGGAUCCUGAAAGGGCCUGGUUGGAACAGCUGAAGGCUCGUGUAGCUACAAUUGUUCAAGUCACUUACCCUCGCACUGGGAACAAUUCCAAGGAACUGACUGUUGAACGUGGAGAGUACCUUGAGGUGCUGGAUGACAGCCGGAAGUGGUGGAAGGUACAGAACAUGAGUGGGAAAGUAGGACAUGUUCCAAACACAAUUGUCACCCACUAUGUCCCCAAUGACCCCCAGCAGGGAUCAUCUGAGCAAGAAGAUGUCUUUGGCAACCCUGUUUACUCCCCUGAUUACCAUCCAGAUUCCCCAAGGGAGGGUGGGAUGCGUCGCCCACCAAUACAACCUGCCCCACCAGAGCGCAUCCAAAAAGAGAUGGCUGGGCGGAAAGAUGGGUAUGAAGAUUGGAAUCAAGCCCGCUGGAGGAGGGUAUCAGAUGUGUUCCCUCAUGGUCCUCCACAGCUAUAUCGUAGUCAUGAGACACAUACAGUGACUCCUCCAGUCCAACCCCCACCACCACCUCCACCACCCCCAGCUCCACCACAGCCACCACCAGCCAAGGAGCCACCCAAGGCCAGGCAGCCACCUAUCCAACAGAAUCCUCGACCCAAUGACUGGUCUCAGAGGAAUGGAUACAGCCGAAAUGCUCCUGAGGCCCCAAUUGAUGAAUUGAAGGAAGCAUUCAAGACCUUGCGUAUCCGCCAAAAGAAGCUGGAUGUUGUGCAGACUCCUCCUGUCUUCAUCACAGAGAAUUCUAGUGCAAAUGAGGUUCAGGAUUGGCUCAAACAAAAAUUGCUUCCUCCUCAAAUCUGUGAGAAGUUGAAGGGGAUGGAUGGGAAAAAGCUCUUCCGCCUCACCAAGGAGGUAUGUGAAAAGCACUUUGGGAGAGAUGAAGGAAGUCGUCUGUACUCCUACAUCACACUUUCCAAGAAUGAGACCAAAUUCAACACAGCCAGCACAUCAGAGCUGAUGAAGAUAUUGAAAGAGCGGCGAAGGAGGGCGGAGAAGGGCAAUGAAGGAAUCCCACCUGAAGUGCUUGAUUUCCAGGAUAUGCUACAAGAUGAAAUUGAGACUGAUGCACCUGAGAUGCCUCCAGAGAGUCAGGUGCAGAAUGGAGGGAUUCCAAGGCCUACAUACAAUCCACUUAAAAGAAUUGCUGCAGAAGAGGCAACAACCAAUCCCAAUGAUGCUGGUGGAGGAUCACUGAGACGACAGAUAGAAUAUCAGCGGCUCAAGCUCUACGGCCAAGUGCCAUGAUCGUUGUUGUAUGUCAUCCUACAUAUUGUAUCAUCUUCCAACUGCCAUGAUUCUUCAGUUGUCCAGUUUCCUUCCCUGUAUAAUUUGUAUAAUAGUCCAUUUUGACUUCAGUCUUGAAGCAUCCUAUUCCUGGUGUGUGAGGAAAUCUAGUCAUGCAUGGGUGUCUGAAUGAACCAGGGAAGUACACAUUCCUCUUGGGUUGGUUAUUGUGAGACUUCUUGGUUCAGAAAUUAGCAAGUAAUGAAAGAAUGCUUUGGAUGUUAAAUAUCCAAUUAUGGAAGUCAAUCAAUUGUACUUUCUGAUUUCUUCUGAGUCUUCAUAUCAUAUGUUGCUUGUACUACACUCUGAGUUCAGAAUAAAGCCUGGUAAGAUUCAAUAAA
Darwinula stevensoni is the source of this 3343-nucleotide messenger RNA. Lineage: Eukaryota; Metazoa; Arthropoda; Ostracoda; Podocopida; Darwinulidae. The record is from the annotation of a GenBank genome assembly.